CUUUCUCUUUCUUCCCCUGGCUUUUCGAUUCGGAACCGAACUGUUGUGGGUUUCGCUCGUCGUUGUCGUCACUCUUCCCCGAUCGCAGAACAUUUUCCUUCCCCGACUCGAACUCUGCUUAUUAUUUUGCUUUCCCUAGAAAAUUGUAGCACCUGGAUUCUGGGUCAAGUUUCCGAUCAAACUGUUCGCACCGGUUCUUCUUCUUUCGAACUAGUUCGAGUUCGCGUUCGGAUUUAGGGCUCAAUUUCACGUGCUAGUAAUGUUCUUCAGCGGCGACUCGUCAACUCGGAAGCGAGUCGAUUUGGGAGGUCGUAGUUCCAAGGAAAGAGACCGCCAGAAACUUCUGGAGCAGACCAGGUUGGAGAGGAACCGCCGCUUAUGGAUGCGACAGCAGAACUCCGCCGCCAUCAAAAUUCAGAAAUUCUUUAGAGGAAGAAAGGCUGUGGAAGCUGAACGUUUAGAGUUGCGCAAGCGGUUCUUUAUAACUUAUGGGAAGGAUUGCCAAAAUGUGGACAGGCAUUGUUUUGGGCCAGAUUCGGAUUUUCUCCGCCAGCUACUUUUCUUCUGUAAUCCACGAAAUGCUGCUGAUUUCUCAGCUCUUGUAGAGACCUGCCGAUUACUUCAACAUUUUGUUCAUGAAAGUGCAGGUGAUAUUCUAAGGCUUUUCUCAGGUUCUGACUAUUUCUCUAAGCGAAGUAUAGUUGAUUACAGGGUGAAGAAACUUGCCUAUGCUUGUAUUCAAGCAGUUUAUCAAAAUAGAAAUCAAUUUAAGGAUAAGCUGUUCAUGACAUCUGAUAAGUCCAGUACUUCGACAGUCCUUUUAUUAGAGACAGUAGUUUUGUUAACUGAUCGCAGACUUCCAUGGUUGUGCAAGAUAAUUGGCCAUCUUUUGCAAAAAAAUGCAUAUACUCUGUUGAGAGAUAUUGUAUUUGCUGGGAAGAGGAGUUCAAAAUUUGAAUUUGCUGGAAAAAUAUCGUCAUUGGAGAGGAUCCUUGCUGUCAUUAUAUCUCAUGUUGGUCAGAGAUCAUGUGUUUGUCCAAAUGUUGACCCGCGAUGGAGUUUCUCAUCACAAAUUCUUACAAUUCCAUUCUUGUGGAAGCUCUUCCCAAACCUAAAAGAGGAAUUUGCAGCACGGGAGCUGAGUGAACAUUACAUUCACCAGAUGGCUCUGUGUGUGCAAAAUCAUGUUAAUGUUCUACCUAAUGAUGCAUCAACUGAAUUUCCUGGUUAUGCCUGCCUUCUUGGUAACUUACUGGAAACAGCUGGAGUAACUUUCUCUCAGCCUGACUGUUCAUUUGAUAUGGCCAUAGACUUUGCAGCUGUUGCUACAUUUUUGUUGGAGGCACUUCCCCUUAUGCAAUCAUCUACUAAAGAAAAUUCCAUAGGGUUUGAUGAUGAACUGGUUGCUAGUGAUGAAGUGGUCAAUAAAGGUCUCCAUAGGGACUUGGAACUACAGAUUUCUAGUGCAAUGGAUCCGCGAUUUCUUCUACAGUUUGCAAAUGUCUUGUUUGGAGGGAUUCCACUAGUCAGUGAUUUGAAGAAGGGGCCUGACAGUAAAGAGGUGGUAGCUGUUGGUGCUGCUUGUGCUUUCUUGCGCAUAGCUUUCAACAUUUUACCCCCGGAGUGUAUUAUGACUGUUCUAGCUUACAGAACUGAUCUUGUUCCUGUACUAUGGAACUUCAUGAAGCGAUGCCAGGAGAAUCAGAUGUGGUCAUCCUUUUCUGGGCAAUUACCAUAUCUUCCGGGAGAUGCACCUGGCUGGCUAUUACCUUUAUCAGUUUUUUGUCCUGUGUAUAAGCACAUGCUCAUCAUAGUUGAUAAUGAGGAAUUCUACGAGCAGGAGAAGCCACUAUCAUUAAAAGAUAUCAAAAGCUUGAUUGUCAUUUUAAGACAGGCAUUAUGGCAGCUCCUCUGGGUGAAUCCUGUUACUAACCCUAACUUAGAUAGGUCUGCUGCUAAUGUCUCAACUCUGAAGAGGCACCCUCUAGAAUUUAUUCAGCAUAUGGUUGGAAUUGUGGCUUCUGAUCUUCUGUCUCAGUUGCAAGACUGGAACAGCAGACGACAGUUUACAGAUCCUAGUGAUUUCCAUGCUGAUGGUGUUAAUGAUCACUUUAUUUCUCAGGCCAUCAUUGAAAACACCAGGGCUCAUGAAAUACUGAAAUAUGCUCCGUUCUUGGUGCCAUUUACAAGCAGAGUUAAAAUAUUUACUUCACAGUUGGCAGUAGUGAGGCAAAGAUAUGGGUCUCAAGCUGUUUUUGCUAGAAACCGGUUGAGAAUUCGACGAGAUCACAUUUUGGAAGAUGCUUUUAGUCAGUUGAGUGCGUUAUCUGAAGAGGAUCUUCGAGGACCGGUUCGCAUCACCUUUAUUAAUGAAUUUGGGGUUGAGGAAGCUGGCAUUGAUGGUGGUGGCAUUUUCAAAGAUUUCAUGGAGAAUGUUACUCGAGCAGCUUUUGAUGUGCAGUAUGGGUUGUUUAAGGAAACAGCAGAUCACCUACUGUACCCCAAUCCUGGAUCAGGAAUGAUACAUGAACUGCAUCUCCAGUAUUUUCACUUUCUUGGAGCUGUUCUUGCAAAGACAAUGUUUGAAGGGAUCCUUGUUGAUAUACCAUUUGCCACUUUCUUCUUGAGCAAACUAAAGCAGAAGUACAACUAUUUGAAUGACUUGCCUUCCUUGGAUCCUGAGUUAUAUCGCCACCUUAUUUUCUUGAAGCAUUACGGAGGUGAUAUUUCAGAGUUGGAAUUAUUCUUUGUUAUUGUAAAUAACGAAUAUGGAGAGCAAAUGGAAGAAGAGCUGCUUCCGGGAGGGAAAAAUGUACGAGUUACUAAUGAGAAUGUCAUUACAUUUAUUCAUCUUGUAGCCAACCAUCGUUUGAAUUUCCAGAUACGACAACAGAGUUCCCAUUUUCUGAGGGGAUUUCAGCAACUUAUACAGAAAGAUUGGAUUAACAUGUUUAAUGAACAUGAACUUCAGCUUCUGAUAUCUGGAUCAGUUGAUGGUUUUGAUAUUGAGGAUCUUCGAGCCCAUACUAAUUAUGCGGGUGGCUACCAUAGCGAGCACUAUGUUAUUGACAUGUUCUGGGAAGUUCUCAGGAACUUUUCUAGGGAAAAUCAGAUGAAACUUUUGAAAUUUGUAACUGGGUGCUCGCGAGGACCUUUGCUUGGAUUUAAAUGCCUGGAGCCUUUGUUUUGCAUACAAAGGGCUGCUGGUAGUGCUUCUGAAGAGGCUCUUGACCGAUUACCAACAUCAGCCACUUGUAUGAAUCUUCUGAAGCUUCCCCCAUAUAGAAGCAAGGAACAACUGGAGCAGAAAUUGUUAUAUGCUAUACAUGCUGAUGCGGGUUUUGAUUUGAGUUGAUAGAGAGCUUGUCCUAUGCUGCUAUACAUGUCAAGCACGAGUUUCAUCAGAUAGGGUGGGAAAAAAUUCAGUGCCGGAACAGAGAAACUGCUGUGUCUGACAGUAUGGGAAUAGCAGUUGUGCAUUGGGAAGUACUGUCCAGGACCAUCCAAAUUGAGGGCAACAGAAGAAGAUUGUAGGCACAAAGGAACAGAAAAAGUGCACAGAAACAUGUAGAUAAGACGCGUAAGAAAGCUAGCCAUUGCUGAACUGAACAUGUACAUAAAUUGGUUCUAUCUUCAAUUUAUAUCAUAUUUCUGUACGUAGCUCCAUGUACAUAGACAUGCAGGACCAACCUCUUCCGGAUGAAGUAUUGCAUGCCUCGGAUAAUGUUAUGGGUAAAGCUGCUUCGUCUUGUAGGGGAUGCUUGGGCAGAGCUUUUAAUUUAUGUAAAUGAUCAUAGCCAUUUGCAGAUUCUCUUUUACCAAAUUAGGACCGGUCUGUCAUCAUAUCUA
Molecule: messenger RNA, 3849 nt
Organism: Diospyros lotus (date-plum)
Lineage: Eukaryota; Viridiplantae; Streptophyta; Magnoliopsida; Ericales; Ebenaceae
Product: E3 ubiquitin-protein ligase UPL6
Exons: 26
Coding region: 260-3355 (1031 amino acids)
Biological process (GO): protein polyubiquitination; ubiquitin-dependent protein catabolic process
Molecular function (GO): ubiquitin protein ligase activity; protein binding
Source: RefSeq, a predicted model, not a curated record